Molecule: messenger RNA, 369 nt
Organism: Lactuca saligna
Lineage: Eukaryota; Viridiplantae; Streptophyta; Magnoliopsida; Asterales; Asteraceae
Source: the annotation of a GenBank genome assembly
AUGGCGGAGCAAGGGCUGUAUGACUUCUUAAAGCUGCAUUCUCCGGCGGCUCAGCCUGAUGCUAAGCAACCGAAUCAAUCUUCCAGACUCUUCCGUUGCCUCUACUGCCCUCGCCAGUUCUAUACUUCUCAGGCAUUGGGAGGACACCAGAACGCCCACAAGCGUGAGAGAGCCGCUGCCAGCCGUUCUUGCUUGGGCACCGCCGAUAACCACCUUCCAAACACAGUUUCCACCUCCACCGCGGCCUAUACCAGCUGGUUCGACCACCCACUUCAAGCCGACGCCACCACCUCUCUGGUCUUCCAUCAUGUCACUCCUCCACCCACAGACAACACCACCGACGUCCUGGACCUUACUCUCCGGUUGUAA